CGUCGGAUGUCCAGUGGUUAACAGCCGCGUUUCGAUGAAAUUGUUUUAUUUCAAUUGAAAAAUAUCAAAAAUAUACACGUGUCUUUGCUGAGAAAGAGAAAAAAGAUGUCUAAAGCAGAGAAUUCAGAUCUUACAGCCGAAGAAGAUGCACCUCCUGUGGAAGUGAUAAGGACCGAUUGUGCUGACAAUACAGUUAUAAUUCUCGCAGUGAAAAGCACCAAUGUAAUGCAAGAAGAUGCUCUUGCACCCGCGGAAAUUGCAAAAGAGGUAUCAAACGCGCAGUUUGAAUUGUUUGAAAACAAGUGUUUAAUAGAAACGAAAAUUGACACAAAUGUACUUGGCGAAAAUGAAGUCGACAAUCCAGAUGCAUAUACUGAAGAGACUACUGAUAUAAUCACAGAAACCGCUCAUGUACCUGCGGAAGAUGUGAAUGUAAUUCAAAUCAAAGCGCAAAACUCUGCUGAAAGUGAAGAAACGUCACAGUUGAAAUUUAUCAACGAAGAAAAGGCCGAUACAUCAAAGCAGAAUGCAAGAGAUAACAUUGCGGCUUAUAUAUCCAGAUUGGAAGCAGAAGUGCGGAAAAAAACAAAAGAGCGCGACAGUUACCAGAAGAAGUUCGAAGAUGCAAAGACGAAGUUGACCGCCUUGCAAGCGUCCUACAGUGCGAUAAUAAAUCGUGGCAAUGAUGAGGAUACCCUACAACUGUUGCGCGAACAACUAGCACAGCUGACACUGAUGUACGAGGAACGGAAUCGCGUAAUCGUGAACCAGGAGAACCAAAUCAACGCUCUGAACAAUCAAGUGACCUCGUUAAAGGAGGUAGUUUCGAUCACGCGGGAUCUAUUGGAAAUUCGCAACAUAGAGAUGAAACAGUUGCAAGCUAAAGUCGAUAACAUGGAGAAGAAUAUCUCUCAGGAACGCGAUUGGCAUAACACGAUGAUUAGUAAAAUGGACGCAGCGAUGCGACUCAACGCCGAUCUCAAGAAAGAGUACGAAACCCAGUUAUCUCUGUUUCAAAGUCUUCGUGAAAAUUACAACAAGAAAAUUACUCUUUUGUCCAGAGAGAAUCAAAUCCUUGAAACAGUCGCAUCUGCACCUAAAUAAUAAUAAUUUUCAUGUCCUCAACA
Mycetomoellerius zeteki is the source of this 1127-nucleotide messenger RNA. Its product is annotated as interaptin. NCBI's taxonomy places the organism in Eukaryota, Metazoa, Arthropoda, Insecta, Hymenoptera, Formicidae. The transcript has 5 exons. Bases 106 to 1104 code for a protein of 332 amino acids. The record is from RefSeq and is a predicted model, not a curated record.